AUGACGCACGACACGAUGCCCUUCGUCGAGGCCGUCAAGCACCGCCGCACUAUCUACACGCUCAACAAGACGGCACCGGUCGACGACAAGAAGAUCGAGGAGAUCGCACGCACUGCCAUCAAGGAUGUGCCUUCCUCGUUCAACUCGCAGUCCGCGCGCAUGGUGGUGUUGCUCAAGGACCAGCACGACAAGUUCUGGGACAUCGUGAGGGACAUCCUCAAGGUUCAUGUACCGGAGGACAAGUGGGAGCACACCGGCAACCGCAUCCAGGGCUUCCACAACGCGUACGGCACGAUCCUCUUCUACGAGGCGCCAGAGCCAAUCAAGAAGCUCCAAUCGACCUUCCCUCAAUACGCCGACAAGUUCCCACAAUGGUCCGAGCACACCUCCGCCAUGCACCAGUACAUGAUGUGGUGCGCGCUCGAGGCCGAAGGUUUCGGCUGCAACCUCCAGCACUACAACCCGCUACCCGACCAGAAGGCGGCCGCGGAGUGGAACAUCCCGCUCGAGUGGCAGUUGAAGGCGCAGCUGGUGUUCGGUGGUGAGGAGCCGGGCUCGCGCGAGAAGCUGCAGACGAAGAGCGAGCAGCCGAUUGAGGAGAGGCUGUUCAUCCACGGCGCCGCUUAG
This is a messenger RNA of Baudoinia panamericana UAMH 10762, 627 nucleotides long. RefSeq lists its product as uncharacterized. The record is from RefSeq and is a predicted model, not a curated record. Gene Ontology annotation, biological process: cellular response to oxidative stress. The coding region runs from base 1 to 627 and encodes 208 amino acids. NCBI's taxonomy places the organism in Eukaryota, Fungi, Ascomycota, Dothideomycetes, Mycosphaerellales, Teratosphaeriaceae. The transcript is spliced from 3 exons.